GACUUGUAAUAUUAAUAAAUGUAUUAUUGAAGCGAUGAUCGUAUCAUAUGAUUGAUUGAUGUUUUAAUAUAUUAUUGGAUAUAAUAUACGAUUGAAUUGUAAUAACAUUGAAAUGAGUGCUCAAUUGGUAAUCACUUGAAUAUUAAUUAAUUUACAAAUUAAUUGUUUUAAACAUUUGAUUACAACAAGUGAUACCAUACUUGUCUGAUCUCAAGACGUUUGUGAUAAUCAGCGAAAAAAAACAAUGACUUCAAUGAAUGGGUCGUUGAGUGUAAUUGAAGCGCAAGCGAUGGCUCAAUACAUACAGACAUUUCUGGAUUUAGUGGACAAUAUUCCCAAUGAUAUCUCAAGACAUGUCACUCAACUUCAUGUCAUACACAACAACUACCUUAAACUCAUCAACAGAAUGGAUCAAAACCUCGAUAACUAUAACAAAUUGUUGACCACUGAACAAGAUAUUAGUUAUCCUCAAAGUCAAGUCAUGAUUGAUAAAAGAAGAGGUUUGAUGAAGAAGAUUGAGAUACAAUUGAUUCAAAUACAAGAGUUGGCCGACGAAAAGCUUAGAUAUUCACAGCUAAUCAUUGAUUUGAUUGAAAUGAAAGCUAAAGAAUUGGAUUUAGAUUAUGAAGAAGUGAUGAGAUUUAAUAGUAGGCCUAAUAGUAUUGUUAGAGAUAAUGUUGUCCACAAUGGAAAUGGUGGUCACAACAAACCCAUCGCUAACAUAACCUAUCAUUCCUCAAAUGCCAGCAAUUUUGAGAUAAAAGAGGAGAAAUACACUAAAAAUGUUAACAAUGAAGACAAGAGUGACGGCAAAGUUAAUGACAAACGAUUGCUUCCUCGCAGAGCUUGUGCUGUAAAAAGUAGUCAAAUAAUUGAUAUAAAAGAUACUAAUGACGAGUCAUAUGUGCCGAAAGUGACACAAAACAAGAUAAUUAAGUCUAAGAAAUAUUCGAAAAGUCAUAAUUUUGGUCUUUCAAUGGCAAACUAUUACCGAGAUAUGGCUCGUAGACGGGCAACACUUCCCAAAGUGGCCAAAAUGGUGGCCAAAUUGAAAGAUAAGAAUUGUUUGCAUUCGGUGAAACAAAGCGCCAAAAAAUCUAAUCGAAAGCCAAUUAAACGUCUAAUUGAAGUUAAGUCUAACAAACAAAUGAAUUCAACAAAUAAUUUAAUCAACAAAAAGGUUAACAAUAAGUCUAGCGAUUCGAUGUCUUCAUCUUCGAGCUCUUCAUCAUCGAGUAAUGACAAUGAAAUUUAUGAGUCUCCGAAAGUUUUGAACAAUUCUAAUAUAAAUGGUAAUCAAAUGAAUACUAGAAGAGAGUCGAAGAGGACAUCAAGCAAUACAUCCAAUAGUAGUAGCAAUAAGAAAGGCAAAAGUAAUUCAAACCAUACGUCGAGUUCAAGCGUUGAGAACAUGUUUAUCGGGGAACCGGUCGAUCCAAAUGAACCGACCUAUUGUUUGUGUAGUCAAGUGAGUUAUGGAGAAAUGAUUUGCUGUGAUAAUGCUUUUUGUCCCAUUGAAUGGUUUCACUUUCCUUGUGUUCAUUUGUCUCACAAACCUAAAGGCAAGUGGUUUUGUCCCAAAUGUAGAAAAGGAGAUAAAUAUUCAGUGCCUAAGCGUACCUUACAUUCAGCCAAAGAUUAGUCUUUUCUUAAUCUAUUCAUACUUUUAGCUUAGUUUUAGUUAAUU
This is a messenger RNA of Oppia nitens, 1687 nucleotides long. RefSeq names its product inhibitor of growth protein 2-like. Gene Ontology annotation, cellular component: nucleus. The transcript has a single exon. Bases 245 to 1642 code for a protein of 465 amino acids. Gene Ontology annotation, biological process: positive regulation of DNA-templated transcription. The record is from RefSeq and is a predicted model, not a curated record. NCBI's taxonomy places the organism in Eukaryota, Metazoa, Arthropoda, Arachnida, Sarcoptiformes, Oppiidae.